AUGUUCUCCCCGGAGAUGCUGAAGGCCGCGCAAGGCAUGAUGGCGAACAUGUCCCCAGAGGACAUGCAAAGAAUGACUCAGAUGGCAGCCAACAUGGACCCUUCCGUCAUGGAGGGCAUGAUGAAGAAUAUGGGCGGCAACGUCCCGGCCAUGGAUUCAGGCCAGAUGCAGGAACAGAUGAAAAGGAUGGGGCAGAUGAGCCCUGACGAGCUCAAGUCGAGUAUGAGUCAAGCGCAGCAGCAGAUGGGUGGCCAGAAGCAAUACAUGUACAACGCAUCCAUGCAGCUGAAAAACGAAGGUAACGACCACAUCAAGGCUCAGAAGUAUUCCGAUGCUUUGAGAGCGUACAGCAAAGCUCUGGAGAAUCUGAAGCCUUUUGCCGGAGAUGACAUCUCACAGCUGCGGUUGUCCUUGAUGCUGAACUCUGCCAUGUGCCAUUUAAAGCAGAGUGAUCCUGCACGGUGCGUGGAGGUAUGCGAAGAAGCACUCCAAAUCAACAGCCAGAGCGUCAAGGCGCUUUUCCGGCGGGGCCUGGCCCGAGUGGGCCUUGGCCAGCUGGCUGGGGGUGUUGCCGACAUCAAGUUCGCAGCAAAGCUGUCUCCAGACGACACGGGCUUAGUUGAGGGCCACGUGCUGGCUGCAAUGGGGCAACGGGGAGCGGUGCUGCAGGACAAGACGAUUGCCUCAGAGUUGCAGCGGGUGGAGAAAGACUGCAUGGGCAAAGGUGUGUCUUCGGAGGCCAUCGACGCGGCCCAGCAGAAGGUCGAAGAGGCAGCCACAAAAGGCUCCAGCGCGUCCAGCGCGUCCUCACCUUCAACCAGCUUUCCGAGUGCGGGCGGCCAGAAUGUCGAGCAGGCCAUGGAGCAGAUCUCCAAGAAUCCGGAGAUGGUCUCCCAGGCCACGGAGAUGAUGAAGAAUAUGUCCCCGGAGGACAUCGAGCGGAUGAUGGCCUCCGCACCCUUGCCUCCGGGUGUCGACAAAGAGACAGCACGAAAGCGAAUGGAGGCCGUCUCAAAGAAUCCAGAGAUGCUGAAAACAGCCAUGGACACGCUCUCGUCCAUGCCGGAAGAGGAGCGGAAGCGCAUGCUGCAGUCCGCGGCUGCCGGUUCCGGAGGGGCCGCACCGGACUUCAGCAAGAUGGGAGACCUCAUGAAGGAUCCGGCGGCCAUGAAGUCUGCCAUGGCUGCGGCCAGUGCCAUGGGCCAGGGCUCCGGGCCUGAGGCAGAUCUCAUGAAGAAGAUGACGGAGAGUCCCGAGAUGAUGGAUGCCAUGACCAACAUGAUGAAAAAUAUUCCCCCGGAGCAGAUGCAGAAGAUGAUGGACAUGAGCAUGAAGAUGAAGUCGGGAGGCGACGGCACGCAGGAUCCAUCGCAGAUGCUGAACGAUCCGGAGAUGAUGAAGGCGGCGGAGGAGAUGAUGAAGAACAUGUCGCCGGAGGCGCUUCAGAGCAUGGCCAAGUCUGCUGGCAUGGAGGUCAGUGAGUCUCAGGCCAAAAUGAUUUCCAGGGUCAUGCCCUUCAUGAUGAAGGCCCUUAAACUUUGGGGCCAUGUGAAGGGCAUGUUUUCAGCAAUGUUCAGCCCAAGGGGCCGAAUCGUCCUUGCUGUUGUGAUUCUGCUGGUCGCUGUCGGCCAGCACUACUACUUCUCCGAGAAGUAA
This is a messenger RNA of Symbiodinium necroappetens, 1656 nucleotides long. Lineage: Eukaryota; Dinophyceae; Suessiales; Symbiodiniaceae. The record is from the annotation of a GenBank genome assembly.